GGACCAUGCGCUAGGCUCCCCAGCCACCAGGACGCGCGGCGGCGCAGGAGGACCCCGCGUGUGUCGAAGCGUCCGCCCCCGCGGCGCGCCCAUGGGCAGCCCCUGGAACGGCAGCGCCGGCGCGCAGGGCCCGCGGGAGCCGUCCUGGGCUGCGCUGCUGCCGUGCGACGAGCGCCUCUGCUCGCCCUUCCCGCUGAGGGCGCUGGUGCCGGUGACCGCCGUGUGCCUGGGCCUGUUCGCCGUCGGGGUGAGCGGCAACGUGGUAACCGUGCUGCUGAUCGCGCGCUACCGGGACAUGCGGACCACCACCAACUUGUACCUGGGCAGCAUGGCCGUGUCCGACCUGCUCAUCCUGCUCGGGCUCCCCUUCGACCUGUACCGCCUGUGGCGCUCGCGGCCCUGGGUGUUCGGGCAGCUGCUCUGCCGCCUGUCGCUCUACGUGGGCGAGGGCUGCACCUAUGCCACGCUGCUGCACAUGACGGCGCUCAGCGUCGAGCGCUACCUCGCCAUCUGUCGCCCGCUCCGUGCCCGCGUCCUGGUCACCCGGCGCCGCGUCCGCGCGCUCAUCGCCGCGCUCUGGGCCGUGGCGCUGCUCUCCGCCGCGCCCUUCUUCUUCCUGGUGGGCGUCGAGCAGGACCCCGCGGUCGACGCACUCCUGGACCUCAACGGCACCGCGCAGCUCGCCCGCUCGCACGGCGCCUCGUCGUCCCCGCCGCCGUCCCCGCUGUCCCCGCCGUCGGGGCCCGAGGCGGCGGAGGCCGCGGCGCUGUUCAGCCGCGAGUGCCGCCCGAGCCCGGCGCAGCUGGGCGCGCUGCGCGUCAUGCUGUGGGUCACCACCGCCUACUUCUUCCUGCCCUUCCUGUGCCUCAGCGUCCUCUACGGGCUCAUCGGGCGGCAGCUGUGGAGGAGCCCGGGGCCGCUGCGACGCCCCACCGCCUCCGGGCGGGAGAAGGGCCACCGGCAGACGGUCCGCGUGCUGAUGGUGGUGGUUCUGGCGUUUAUAGUUUGCUGGCUGCCUUUCCACGUUGGCAGAAUCAUUUACAUAAACUCGGAGAAUUCCCGGAUGAUGUCCGUCUCUCAGUACUUUAACAUGGUGGCUUUGCAACUUUUCUAUCUGAGCGCGUCCAUCAACCCCAUCCUGUACAACCUCAUUUCAAAGAAGUAUAGAGCAGCGGCCUGGAAACUGCUGCUGGCGAGACAGUCCAGAGAGAGAGGUUUCCGCAGAAGCAGGGACACUGAGGGCGACACCGGAGACACGGCUGGCUGCACGGAGACCAGCGCCAACCUACAGGCCUCGGCGAGCAGCCUGGCCAGGCGAGCCGCCCCCUCCCGCAGUUCUCGGACUUCAGAGAAAACGGGUCUAUAGGGUAAAAAGGACUAAAAGGCAGGGACUGACGCUGUAAACAAGAACUGGAAAGAGUGGUUGACAUUUUGCAAGGUGGUCAGCAACUUUGUCAGCAUGAUUUUUUUUUUUUAAACCCAAGUGUGAAAUGUAACCGUACCAACCUGUCUAGUUUUCCUUUCAUGUCCCUCCUUGGGGACGUUCAUUUUGGCCUCAUGAAAUCCCACAUCACAAAAUGUGCGCUGGGAAGAUUUUGGAAGUCUUCAUUCUCCUAGUCUUUGGAAAUGUGAUGGCUCGUUUUACAGUUAAGUGAUACCGAGAGAUGCUGCUGGAAAGACUGUCACCUCUGAGAUCAGAGGCGUAUUCUGUUUUUACGUUUGGAAUAUGUAUGUAAUGGUCUAUGUAUAUUGCAUAUACAUAGGAACCUGCGAUAAUGAGAAUUUUGAUCCAAGAAAUCAUUUAAUGCCUUUAUAUGGCAGCAAAAAUUUUUAGAAGCAAGUGAAAGGAAUUCCUGGUAACCAGGGGUCCCGCCUCUCUCCUGGCUCGGAGCAAAUCUUAAAGUUUGUCUUUCAGAACUACUGUGUAUAAACAACUGUGUUGCAACCCACUCCUCCCUGAGACUGCCCGAGGGGCAUUCCCAGUGCUGUUGGCCGUGCGGCAGCAAACCUGGCACCGACACUGAGGGCCGAGAGCUCCAGCCGGACUUCCCGACAGGGUGACUACUAGUGUCGUGUGUGCAGAGCUUUAAUAUGCCUCAUUUGCCUCAGCUUGGUGGGAUAAGCGUUGUCAUCAUUCCUGUUUUACUAACUGAGUCUUAGAUGUCCCAAGCAGGCACCGAUGCGUCUGAGUCUGGACUGGUCUUUAAGAUCCUUAACCCACCCCCACACUGAGAAGUUGCUCAGGGCAUCCGUUCCGGGAUUUCAUUAAAGGUGAAAGAGAAUGUGUUGGA
This is a messenger RNA of Equus caballus (horse), 2291 nucleotides long. It is a transcript of the gene MLNR, whose product is annotated as motilin receptor. Gene Ontology annotation, biological process: G protein-coupled receptor signaling pathway. Gene Ontology annotation, cellular component: plasma membrane. Lineage: Eukaryota; Metazoa; Chordata; Mammalia; Perissodactyla; Equidae. Gene Ontology annotation, molecular function: G protein-coupled peptide receptor activity. The record is from RefSeq and is a predicted model, not a curated record.